AUGCACGUCCAACUGUACAACGACCCUGAAUCAGGUGUCUUUGCAAAUAAAAUUCUGCAUAUUGGAGAGGGAGAGGAUACAGAUUGGAUAAUUCUAUUUUCAGAAGAAUUUUCCUAUUUAGUGGCUACAGAAGAUAAACUUAUCAUGCAAGUUUUUUCCAAAUUGGAGGUUAAUAUAAAUAAUGGAGAAUGGUUGUCUGAGAGGGCAGUGCUCUCGCCAAAUAACGAUACAUUAUACAGCCUGCAGGUUGGACAAAGUCUUACUCCACCCUCCCCUCAUUUUCAAUAUGCGAUUGCUUCAUUGCUUCAUUGUUUCGUGUUUGUUUUGUUUGCUUCAAUCCUCAGUGCUUCACCACAGUGCCCGGAAUACGACUUGCCGUGUGAAGAUGGCGAAUGCAUAGACGGAGGCUUGUGGUGCGACUCCAGUGAAGAUUGUAGUGAUGGAUCGGAUGAAAAGUGCUGUAAAACGUCUAGUUACUGGAACAAAGAUCCUAACAAAUGCCCUUCAAAUUACUUCAAAUGCAACAAUGGUCUCUGUAUACCCAUAAUUGGUCGAUGUGAUGGAUUUUCGAAUUGUGAAGAUUUUUCUGAUGAAAAGAGCUGCGAAAAUCAAAUCUCCUCUUCUAAAAGUGACGACAUAUCUGUUCCCUCGAAUCCAGUCUCUCCACCGGAAGUACGGAGUUCAACAGCAACCGCAUCCACAACUGCACGUACCACAACCAAGCAACCUUCAGUUGAAUCCGAAUCGCGUGCGUCGCAUGACACUGCUCAUGGAGUAGACUAUUCUGUUCAAAACGUAUAUUCAAACUUGCGUCCUUCUCAUCCCUCCUCUCUGCGCGAAAGGGCGAGAACAUGGCUUCUUUCACAAAGGAGAAGCGACUUUGGCUGGGGAGACGAAACUCCAAGAGCUCUAACUGCUUUAUAUCUCUCUGAUGUACAACAGUCGAGUAGAAGAAAUGAAAUCGAUAUGUUGAUGGUGAAACAACUUGAAGUGCAGCUGUCUUUAGAUAUAGCCAGAAACGGAACAAAACCUAUGAAGCUGACGAAUCUUGCUUUUUAUAUAAAUGCUCUUACGGCUGGUUGUAAAGAUGCUAAGAACUUUUAUGGUGAGGACUUGGUCCAAACGUUGCGAAACGGCGUUAAUGCUGCCCAGAGAGAAUCCAAAUUAAUUAACCCAUCUGUUUAUCUGACUCUUUGUAUCAACAACGCUUCAACUUACGAUGACACAAGGAAACUACAUGACAUAUUUUUAAGCAGAAAUGCCGCAGUUAGCAGAAUAGAUAUACAAGCACUGGCGCUGUUGGCUUUUACAUGCAUAUUUCGAAAUACGAAUUUCCUUGCUGCUUCGGUGUAUGAUGGCCUCAAGAAUCAGUUUGUUCAGAGACUGAACGUUGGUGGUAUACCAGGACAUGUUUACGAAGCGGCUUUGCUCGCACAGGCUUUACAUGAACUGAAAGUGACUCAGCCAGGCCUACUGGAAUUCAUACUCAAACAACAGCAAGAAGACGGCUCAUUCGGUGGCAUAUUAGCAACAUACUUGGUAUUACCCGUUCUAGCUGGUCGAAGUUUUCUGCAAAUGAACGACCACUGCGGCCAACGGUACAGCACAGAUCUUGCUCCCAUUGAGGUACUGAAAAACUCGAAGCGUAGGAAGAUGUAUGUACAGUACGCUCUGAACUAUGGCAAUCCUCCUGAAAUAUCGCAAAGGAUCCAAAUGCAAGUUGCAGAAGGUAUCAACUUCUUGGAUGUUAUGAGACUUGCUCAAGAAAUCAAUCCGAAAUACAAGUUUAUGUUGGAUGGUCAUCGUGACAAUCCAGUUGUUUAUUCAAUUGGUGGUAUUCCCAACGAUGCUGAAAAAGGAAUGUUUUGGACGCUUCACUUGGCUUCCAAUAGUAACAGAGCUAAAGGUGAAGCAGGGAGACCUACUCCGUAUUCAGGAAAUAUCAAGGAACUGAUUCCCCAUGCCAAUGACGAAUUCGUGUUUUGGAUGCAAUCCAUAUAAUUCCCUAACAAAGUUGUUUCUGUUAUUUAUUGCGGACAUUUAAACUAAAAAUAAAUUGUUUUUAAUCUUU
Argiope bruennichi is the source of this 2071-nucleotide messenger RNA. RefSeq lists its product as uncharacterized. Gene Ontology annotation, biological process: cobalamin transport. Gene Ontology annotation, molecular function: protein binding; cobalamin binding. Bases 1 to 2001 code for a protein of 666 amino acids. The record is from RefSeq and is a predicted model, not a curated record. Lineage: Eukaryota; Metazoa; Arthropoda; Arachnida; Araneae; Araneidae. The transcript is spliced from 11 exons.